AUUUCAUCCAAUUAAAAAAUCUCCCUCAGUUGAAAAUUCCUUGAGUUGAGAUAUUAUCAAUUUAUUAGGAAAUACAAAACAUUAAAAGAAUCCCAUUAUAGUUAUACAAAAUUCCAGAUACAUAGCAGAUAUCAAUCAAAUAAAACCUACAUCUAUAAAAUGACCACUGAUCAUGAUGCUCAAUUUCAUCAAGCAGUAGCCCUGCUUGAGACAGGAAAUAAAAAUAACUGGGAAAGAGGAGCCUUUAUUUUAGAAAAUCUAUUUCUAACUGUUGAUGAUUCUGAAAGGAAAAGAGAUUAUGCUUAUUAUUUAGCAGUUGCAUUUACUAAAUUAAAAAAUUAUGAAAAAGCCCUCAAGUUUACAAAUAGUAUUCUUAAAGCGGAGCCCAACAAUAGACAAGUAGAAGAUUUGCAAGCUAAAAUAAGGCAGCAAAUGAAAGAAGACGGUUUAUUAGGGAUGGCUAUAGUAGGAGCAGGAGCACUUUUAGCUGGAACUUUAAUAGGAUUAGGCAUUGCAUUAGCUAAAAAACGUUGAUUCCAAGACAUUAUUAUAAAUUGUAUAAAGAAAUAUAUUACUUGUCAAUUUUAUUAUAACAUAGAAAUGUAUAACACAAUUUGUCUUGAAAAUAAUAAUAUAUAAAUAAAUAAACCAUAUAUACAUCUUA
Gordionus sp. m RMFG-2023 is the source of this 664-nucleotide messenger RNA. RefSeq names its product mitochondrial fission 1 protein-like. Lineage: Eukaryota; Metazoa; Nematomorpha; Gordioida; Chordodea; Parachordodidae. The record is from RefSeq and is a predicted model, not a curated record. Gene Ontology annotation, molecular function: protein binding. Gene Ontology annotation, cellular component: mitochondrial outer membrane; peroxisomal membrane. Gene Ontology annotation, biological process: mitochondrial fission; mitochondrial fragmentation involved in apoptotic process; autophagy of mitochondrion. The transcript is spliced from 5 exons. The coding region runs from base 160 to 534 and encodes 124 amino acids.